Messenger RNA from Rotaria sp. Silwood2, 423 nucleotides. Lineage: Eukaryota; Metazoa; Rotifera; Eurotatoria; Philodinida; Philodinidae. The record is from the annotation of a GenBank genome assembly.
AUGAGUGAUGAAGAAGUGGAAAUGGUGCUGGAUCGAAAGUCUCGAUUCAAUCGUUAUCGUACACGAGUUCGAGAGAGAAUCAAUCUCGAUAUCAAAGAAGCGAUGCAAAUAGAUGAUAACAACAUUUCAUCAACGAAUGAAAUAUCUGAUUCCGAAGAACCAAAUGCUCUGCUCAUUCAUAAAGUACCAAUAGUAAUGCAUGAUGUAUGUACUCAAACUUUAGAUUCGUUGUCAAACCCAGGGAUUGAGCAAAAUUUUUCUGAAAAUAUUGAUGAUGAAGAUAUAAAUCAGUUAAAAGGUAAUAGUAAUAUAUUUCAACUUCUAAAUGAUCAUAUACGUAAUAACAAAUUUAAAGAUGAUGAUUUUUAUGAGUUUGAUUAUGGCGAUACAGAUUCGAUUGAUAUUAAUGAUGAUGUUGAGUAA